AAGUGAGGAAGAGAGAUAGAGAGCUGCGAUGACAGCUGUUUGACGGAGGGACAGCAGGAGGAGGGAGCACAUGUCAAACAUCAAAUGUAAAUGACAACCGACCAUCUACUAAGAAUGAGUGAAACUCCAAUAGAGCUUGAGCUAUCAGUCCAGCCAUCGUCACAGCCUGAAUCUGAGAGGGGGCUCCAGCCUCCACCUCUGUUUCAGCUGCCACUCCCCACCCAAGUUCCCUCCGAUGCCCAUCAACAAACCCAGCUCCAGCCUGAGCUACAGCUGUCAGAGUCUGACCCCGAGCACCAGCACCAAGCAAAGCCAGUGUGCAUAAAUUAUCGAAGGCUGCUUCUCCUCCUUUUGGGGUUCUCCUUAUGUGCUGCCAUUCUGGGACUUGUUUACUAUAUGCAUCAUAAUCAUCAAAAAAGCAAUAUCCAGACAGACAAAGUGACUCCAUGUGUCUCCCCAGCCUGUCAGUGGGCCUCGGCCCGUCUCUCCAUGUCUGCUGAUCCCUUCACGCAGCCCUGCGAUUACUUCUUGUUCACAUGUGGAUCUGAUGCACUUUCACCAGACAAUGGGGUGAGACAAAGAGGGCAGGGCAUCCCUGGACAUCCACAGAACCUGAAGGAAAAGGUUGUGUGGACAGAGAGGAGAGGACAGAGUAAAGAGAGAGAAGAUAGAGGACUGAGAAAGGAGAAAAUACCGGACAGAAAAACUGUGCUGCUGCAGUAUCUCAGGGAGAUUUUGGGUAGUAAAUCAAACGACAGACUGGGUAGUACAGCAGUGCAAAAGGCCAAAGGGUUUUACCGUUCCUGUUUGGACACCAAAUCCAUAGAAACAGCUGGAGCAGAGCCGUUCCUCACACUCAUCCAGAAACUAGGUGGCUGGGCCGUAUCGGGCCAGUGGAAUCGGACAGACUUUAACUCCACCCUGAGCCUCCUCAUGAGAGACUACGCCACCUUUCCAUUCUUCAACCUCUAUGUGGGCAAAGACCCAAAUGAAAUUGCCCGCGGGACAACCAAAAGAUAUAUACAGAUCGAUCAGCCGGAUCUGUUGAUCCCGAUCGAAUGGAACAGCAGGACACUGAAGUCUCAAGCUAAAACUCAGACGCUACGUCCCUUCUUGGCAGCGUGUCAGAGGUACCUGGCACUGUUGGGGGCUCGACCCAGCAGCAGCAUGAUCCACGUGGGCACGUUCAUCUCUCUGUCCUCUGAGCUCGCUGUGACUGCUGCACCUCUGCACUAUCGCCUGUCGAAAAGACAGCUUUAUCAGCGCAUGACCAUCAGAGAACUACAGAACCGGGCUCCUGCCAUUGAUUGGCUGCGCUGUCUGCAGGCGGCUUUCCAUCCCCUGCCACUCAUCGAAGAUGAUCAUGUCCUUCUGCAUAACUACCCCUACAUUGUGCAAAUGUCCCGCAUCAUCGGCAUAUGGCUGAACAAGCAUGAGCUGAUGACCAGCGGCCCCGUUCACACCUACAUGGUACUCAAUCUGCUGCACACCCUGAUGCCUGCUCUGGACUCCAGGUUUUCUGGAACAGCAAAGAAUUUGUCUAUGGAUCUGGGUGACACUGAAGGGGUAGCUGAUCGCUGGAAACACUGUGUAUUAGAGACUGAGAGAGGAUUCGACAACGUUCUUACCCACCUUCUCAGUGAACGGACAGCCCACAGAGAGGCAGAGGAGAUUAUUCAAAAUAUAUUUUCCUCCUUCAAGUCCAAAUUACAUGAACUCAAGUGGACGGAUCAGAAGGCUCUCCAGUUUGUCAUGAAAAAGGUUCAGUCUUUAACUCCAAGACUUUGGACUACAAAGGAGAUCUCUAGUGAGGCGGAGCUCGACCUGCUUUUUUCCAAGGUGACAGUCAACACAAAUAGCUUCUUCUCCAACUAUGUCCAGCUACUUUCCUUAUGGCAAAAGAGACGCAGUCGACUCUUGACUGAGCAGGCUGAGGCGGCUGAUAUUCUGUCUGUCACACCAUUUCUCCUCGGUGAUGAGCUCCUCUUUCCCAUGGGAAUGUUCACCCCUCCUCUCUUCCAUCCUACCUUUCCUAGGGCAAUGAAUUAUGGUGUGAUGGGUUUCCUGAUGGCCAAAGAUAUCCUCCACCUAAUUUUGCCGGAUGUUUACUCUCAGAGUGAGACGGUGCAUGCUGUGGGGGAAUGUGUGUGGGCUCACUACCUCACUGUGACAGAGAAAACGGGCCGAGGUACUCUCUCAGCAGCGCAGCAGCAGGAGGUGUGGGUGCAGUAUUCUGCACUGCAGAUAGCAUUGCAGGCUUAUCAUCAGAGUUUAAAGAGCAAUCCCAGUGACACCUCCAUCUCAGGACUAUCAGACACUCCACUGUUUCUCACAUCUUUUUCACAGGUUCACUGUGACUCAGACCCAUACAGUGAAUUUAUGCCCUUGGAACCCUCCUUCUUGAUUACAGUGAUCUGUGCACAAUCUGACCUGUGUCCUACAAGCCUGCAGUGCCCCAAUGAAACCCAGCAGCACUCAUUACAAACAUGCUGAGUAGCACUCCUCUGAAGCGCAGCAGGGUUGUUUUUUUUUGUAGUUAUUGAUUAUUAUUAUUAUUAUUAUUAUUAUUAUUAUUAUUAUUAUUAUGUAUUUGUCUGGCAAAACACCUGGUGCUGUAGAAAUUAAGCACACUGAUGUUUACAAACUUACAAAGAUAGUUUAUUGUUAUUACAUGUGUUUAUGGUACAGGUCAAUUAAAACCUUACAUUUUUUUGUAUAAGUAGUAAUAUGUUUGGAUUUCCAUAGAUUGCACAAGCUGUUGCAUAUACUUGUAAA
Messenger RNA from Anoplopoma fimbria (sablefish), 2775 nucleotides. It is a transcript of the gene kel, whose product is annotated as Kell metallo-endopeptidase (Kell blood group). The coding region runs from base 91 to 2493 and encodes 800 amino acids. Gene Ontology annotation, biological process: protein processing. Gene Ontology annotation, molecular function: metalloendopeptidase activity. NCBI's taxonomy places the organism in Eukaryota, Metazoa, Chordata, Actinopteri, Perciformes, Anoplopomatidae. The transcript is spliced from 18 exons. The record is from RefSeq and is a predicted model, not a curated record. Gene Ontology annotation, cellular component: plasma membrane.